Messenger RNA from Lecanosticta acicola, 537 nucleotides. The record is from the annotation of a GenBank genome assembly. Lineage: Eukaryota; Fungi; Ascomycota; Dothideomycetes; Mycosphaerellales; Mycosphaerellaceae.
AUGGCAGGACAUCUGGGCAAUGACGAGGUAUGGGAGAGUUGUCAAGUUAUCAAGGCUGCACUGACACCAGACAGUUCUUCACUCAACUCGCAUCAUUGAUCUCGAAGACGCAAGAAAAGGGCCAUGGAUCCGUAUACCUCACACAGAAGCGAUGUAUGGGCCGUGCAAAUGACUUCUGGCAUCCUGCAGACUGACACGGGAUCAGUAACAUUCGACACAUCGGCCUCAUCUCCUCCCUCGGCCAAGAAAGUUGCAGACGACCCAUUAUGGGAUACGCACCCACUCAAUCCACUUCCUCUGAUCGUUCGCGCAACAGACGGAAAGUCACAAUCGAAAGACAGAAAGAGAAACAAGGACAAAGUAAAGCUGUCAACAGUCGUACAGCCAGAUGACCUUGACCUGUUCUUUGCACGAUAUGCGGAGGUUUGCAAGGCAGGAAUGCAAAGCUUGAAGAAGAGAGACAGGAGCAAGCGGAAGAAGGACAAGAGCAAGAAAUCGAAGGGCAAGGGAAGUGUUGCGGUGCAUGAGGGAAAAUGA